AUGCGUGAUACGUCCUUACCAAUAUCUCUCCUGGACACCUGGGAGGCCUUCGUGUACCGGCAGCAGGAGGCCUCGGACUUCAUUGUCUCACGGCGCCUCAGCAUCAUUGCUGAGCUGGUCGACUCACUGCAGAGAGCCAGACAGGAGCUGCAGGAGUUGCUGACCAUGGCCACCACAGGGCAGUUCCUGGACCCCUCCCAGAGCCCACGUGCCAUGGAGCAAGAGCUGCAAGAGCUGCACUGCCGCUUCCAGGCCAUGGCCACCCGUGUGGCUGAGCUGUGCCGCUCCCAGAGGAUCCUCACAGGGGAGCAGACAGACAUCUCCUUCUUGGCCAGGAGCCGGGGGCUCAUUGAGGCCCAUAAGCAUGUCUGGAAGCUGCUCCGCACCAUCUCCGAGCAGAUCACUGAAUGGAGGUGCCUCGCCUUCAGCAAGUUCAACGCCCCACUGGCCACGGAGAAGAUGGCUGAGUGGCAGAGGGAAGUAUCCCACAUGGAAGAGUCCCUGCCUGCCGAUCACCCCAUCCUGCAGGCCUGUGUGCACAUGAUCACUAGUUUCCAGCAGUUUCUGCCCCUGCUUCAGAAGCUGGCCAGCUCGCUCAUGAAGAAUAGCUGCUGGAGGGAGUUCUUCAUGGCAAUGGGAGUGAAGUGCCCUGGCAACCUGCAGUUCACGCUGGGCCAGCUGCUGUCCUACCCAUUACUGGAGCACAGCGACACUAUCCUCAAGAUCUGGUCAAGUGAGCGAGGCCGUUGCCACUCCCUGGACAUCCUGCGCCAGCUGCAGAAGGCCUGGGCUGAGAGGCAGUUCCGCUUGGUCAACUUCAUCCUGAACGUGCCCUACCAGGCCCCACUGCCUGACCGUGCCCGCCACCCACCCAGCAGGCGCUACCGUCCACCCAAGCAGGAGUACGUUUCCAAGGACAGCGGCACCUUCGUGCUGGCUGACACAGCAGAACUCAAAGCCCUGAUGGAGAAAAGCCUGCUAACCUUGAAGAACAUCAUCCUCUCACCCCACGCCAUGGAGCUCCGGGAGGAGGCAGAGAGCUGGAUCAGUACCUUGCGUGGCUUUGGUGAGGGCCUGGGGGUGUGAAGGGGAAAUGUUUGGCCAGAAGCUGGGAGUGGGUGACAGGGGAUGGAUCACUUGAUGAUGACCUGUUCUGUUCAUUCCCUUUGGGGCACCUGGCACUGGUUGGGCAGGAGGGGGUGACAGGUUGAUUUCCGCCCAGGUGUUCCCUUUUCUUACAGCUGCUUUGCUUGGUGUUGGCUUCUCCUUUCACGGUCUGCCUGCACCACAAUGUGAGCCCAGGCUCUGCGGGAACUGGUGUUUGCAGGCCUGGGCUUGAACAUCCACACUGAAUACUGAUCCUAGGGUUCGGAUUUCUGGACCAGGAACUCGUACCCAUGCUCACGUGUCCACACUGCACGACGCAGAGCCCAGUCCAACCAGCUUCUCCCAGGCUUCCUCGUGCCCUCCCCAGCUGUAGCCUCUGUAGCCUUGUUUGAGGUGCACUGUGGGAAAACGUGACUGUCCAUCCCAUGGCACUUGACAGGAAGUUCUUGCAGCCCACCAACGCUUCCAGCCAAGCUGUCUUGUGGGUCUGCACCAGGAGUGCUGGAGCCUGUGUAGAAGUGGGGGUGUGGGGGGUUGGCGCCAGAGCUGUGGCUACCCUGCUCCUCCUCUUCCCCCCGAGGCCCCACCCCGAGGGCCCACCCCCGGCCAGGCUGGAAGCUGAAGUCAGGCCAUAGUAAGAGUUGCCCAGGGAGCCCAGGCCACUGUGGGGAUCCCUGGACCCUCCACCUGCCCUGGCCAGGGGCCUGAAAGCAAGCCCCCAGCCACGUCCCCACUCCCUUUGAGAGAAUGGACUUUCCAAACUGCGCCAGACCAUUGAUGGGAUCCACAUGCCCACAGCUUGCCCUCCUCAAAGGGCGCUACUCCAUUGUUAUGCAGGCCCUUUUGGGCCACAGAAGCCAAUUUGUGAACACCAGUGUGGCCUGCAAUGAAAAAGUUCAUGAUGCCAGGGCUUUCCUCUGAUCAGGGGUCUACAUUCAUGGACACUAUUCCCUUCAAAUGAUACCAAAGGACAUAAUGGGAGUUACUAUCCCUACUGUUAUUCUAGGGGACCCUGCAUACCCCCUUUUGUCUUGGCUUAUGAAGCCAUCUCCUGUUCUCCAAGGGCUUGGUGUGGGUGUAGAGGGGUGGUUGAAUGUGCGAUUGGCAGAUUGAAAUCUCACUGGCACUGUUUAUAGAACUGUUUUGAUCCCAGUGUUAUUAAUGCUGUCUGCAUCACUGUGUCUUGCUGUGCCCGUCACAAUCUUUGUGAAUCCAAAGGUGGGCCGUUUGCCCUGGGUGGCUAAACUGGUACACUCAGCCAGCAAGUGCACAUGGGCAACGGACACCAGGGAUGCUUUGUGUGCUCACACGAUGGACUUGCACGGACCAGCAGAGGAGGGAGAAUAAGAUAUUUGUAGAGCAAUUUUUAUAGUAAAUGAAGUUUUUCAAGCAAUUGCCGUGUCCAUCCCACUUCAGCUGUGUGCACACCCAAUGCACCAGCGUCAGAGAUUUCCCUAAGUGAUACCUGUCGGGGCAGCAUAUGCUCAUGCUGCUGCUUGUGGUCUAAAGGUCAGAGCCAUAGCCACCCCCCCUCAGUUCCUUCUUACGAUCUGUGAUGGCUGUCAGAGCAUGCUACCGCAAGUCUUUUCCUCUUUCUUAGUGUUUUUUAGUUUACGUAGUUGGUAUUUGUUAGCAGUCUUAGUGUAGUGUUUUAGCAGUAGGGUUCCCUUUUCUUUUACUAGUGUACUUCCUUUAUGCUUCAUUUCCUGUCAGUUCUGGGCACCGAUGCCCAGUGCUGGGGCAUGCCUUGGUUCAUGGGCUUCAAACCUUGCAAUGGAUGCCAAUACCAGUCAGUGACCCGCACUCCAGGUGCUUGAAGUGCCUAGGAGAAGCUCACAUCAGUGACGAUUGCCAGAUUUGCAGGGACUUUAAGCCCGGAACCUAAAAGGACCAGGAGGUCAGAUUUGAGGACUUCAGUAACUCAGCUAGAGGUUAUGGGUCUACUGCAGAAAUGGACGGGCAAGGUUAUCUGGCCUGUGAUGUGCAGAAGGUCAGACUUGAUAUCACGAUAGUCAGACUAUCACGAUAGUCCCUUCUGGCCUUAGUGGUCUGUGAGUCAGGUUAAAGCUCCUCCUUAUGGACGCAGCCCUGCUCCCAGCCUUGCAACCUUCCCGCUCAGGGUAGUCACCAACCACCGCCACUUGCGUUAGGAACGCUCCUCCUGUUGAGGCAGAGUUUCAGCGCUGAUCUCUGAUACCCAAGAAGAAACACUGGAAGAUGGCAUUGAGGGACCCAUGAUCCAGAAGCUCGAGAUCCCAGGUACCACUGUCCAGCAAUCAACGUGGGAAGCAGGAUACAGUGCGCUUUGAGCCAAGGCCCUGCCUGGUGCACGUGGAGCCUCUGGCAGGGUUUUCGACUGGUACCAGUACCAUUGAAUGCCAGCCUGUUCCUCUGUGCCGUCCUCUCUGGCUCAGCAGCAGCGAGAGACUCUCCCGGUGCUGUUGUGUAGUCAUAAAAUGUUAUGUUUGUAUUUUGUACCAUUUAAAAUAAAGGCCUAAUGUGCCAUUAAUAAAAAUGCAUCAGCCAGAAUUUCUUUGUGUCUGGCCUGAUUUCAAGGUCACCACUUCAUUACAGGCUUAGCAUUUUAAAAUAA
Caretta caretta (loggerhead turtle) is the source of this 3700-nucleotide messenger RNA. The record is from RefSeq and is a predicted model, not a curated record. Lineage: Eukaryota; Metazoa; Chordata; Testudines; Cheloniidae.